AUGGUCCGAUCUUCGCUGCAAGUUAUCGGGUGUCUUUUACCCCUGGCGAUCUCCUCUCGAUUGCCGUCCAACCAAAGCAGUCUAUGCCACCUGGCUGACUCUCGUUUCCCAGGGAAAGUGUCCUAUGCAGGUAGUUCGGCUUACAGCUCGUCGCAGUUGGACUAUUAUACUGGCCAGGAGCGUGAGCUCAACCCAGGCUGCGUUUUCACUCCCAGUAAUACGGCGGACGUCUCUGCUUUCGUCAAAUUGGUGGCCUCGAGGGACAUUUCUUCUCCCAAAUUUGCCUUCAGAUGUGGAGGACAUAGUUUCUUCGCCGGUGCUGCCAAUAUCAACAAUGGGGUCACUAUCGACCUGCGCUCGUUGAACUCCUUCGAAUUGAGCGCAGAUCAGAAGACUGCUUCUGUUGGCGGUGGCUCCAUCUGGAGUGACACCGUGUACACCAGCCUUGAGGAGCAUAACCUUACGGUCGCCGGAGGCCGAAUCCCUGGAGUAGGAGUGGGUGGGUUCGUCACUGGUGGUGGGCUCAACUUCCUCGGAAGAAGAGAUGGCUUUUCCUGUGACAAAGUCUACGGUUAUGAAGUUGUAUUGGCCUCAGGAAAGGUUGUUUAUGCCUCUGCGACCUCACACCGGGACCUUUGGCUUGCCCUCAAGGGCGGUUCGAACAAUUUCGGUAUUGUCACUCGUUUCGAUCUCGCAACUCACCCUCAAGGCCUACUGCUGGGCGGCGCUCUUGUCUUCGACGCCACCCAAAAGGUGUUAGACAACCACGCUACGGCUUUUAGUAACUAUAUGGACCCUAAGAACUUCGACCCGCUGGCCGCAAUGGAGUUCAAUCUGGUCUACCAGGCUGGAAAGUGGAUUCUUUCCGAUGCGAUCUACUACUUGGAUCCGGAGCCCACGCCAUCAGCUUACCAGGAAUUCUUUGAUAUCCCCGGUCAAGUUGCGAAUACUCUGAUUGUGGCGAAUAUGACUACAGUCGUCACCAAUUCCGGAGUCCUCGUCCCCUCCACUGUUUCUCGCGCAACGCAAAUGAAUUACUCCUUCAAGAACGCCAACGCAACCGUGUAUUCGCAAUUGUUCACGACUGUCCAAAGCGCGGUCAAUAAACUUUCCAAUGUGGAAGGCCUGGUGUUUGACUUCCUCAUGCAACCGGUUCCGGUCACAAAUGGCACAAACUCUUUGGGUCUCGAACCCAACGUCAAGGACCUGGUACUCGUUGACAUUGGUGCGGCAUACAACAGAGCGGCCGACGACGCCACUGUUCAGGCCGCUUUGCAGAAGAUAUUUAACCAGCACGUGCAGAUUUUGAAGAAAGCAGGCCUUUUCCUUGAUUGGACAUACCUGAACUACGCCGGAUCGAACCAAGACCCGAUCGGCACCUACGGGAAGUUGGCCACGCUUAGAAGGGUCAGCAAGAAAUACGACCCCAAGGGCCUUUUCCAGACCGCCGUUCCUGGGGCUUUCAAGCUGUUCAAGUAA
Molecule: messenger RNA, 1479 nt
Organism: Penicillium canescens
Lineage: Eukaryota; Fungi; Ascomycota; Eurotiomycetes; Eurotiales; Aspergillaceae
Product: FAD-binding oxidoreductase
Exons: 3
Coding region: 1-1479 (492 amino acids)
Molecular function (GO): FAD binding
Source: RefSeq, a predicted model, not a curated record